AUGGCAGCGCAAGCAGAAACAAUGGAGUGCGACAAGGGUUUCUCUUGCAAUUACAUGAUAUUGAAACCUGAAGAAGUGAAAUUCGUUGAUCUGUUUCGCAUCUUGUUUUCCAGUAGCUUGGAGGACAGAAAAUUCGUAGAUAGUCCAGCGGGAACAGAAGAAAGUUUCCGGUACAGAUGGCUGAUAUUCAUCUCGAUUGUGGCGCAGAAGUUCCUCAUGUUUACUUCCAAGCCAAUGUCAUGGAUGGGAUCACUAAUCGAGAUGUGGCUCAACCUUCUGUCAUGUAACCGGAACUUUUUUGUCCUCAUUUUUAAUCUCGUACGAGGGAAGGCUGUGAUACCGGAUAAGAAUUCAGCAACAUUCAUCUCCUUCAUUGGGAAUUUGGAUAAGAGAAUGAAGCUAGACGGUGACAUCAAACCUGUAGAUGGAUGCAGGUAUUAUUCGGCACUGUCUAUGAUGGCAUCCAAAGCAUCAUAUGAGAACAGAGCCUACAUUGAAACUAUUGUCAAGGAUCAUUGGAAGAUGGAGUACUUGGAAUUUUACGACUACUGGAAUGAUUACCAAGAAAAAGCCACAACCCAGAUGUUCUUUCUUCGUGAUAAAAAUGAUGACCACGAUACUAUCGUUGUUGCCUUCCGGGGCACGGAGCCAUUUGAUGCAGAUGCGUGGUGCUCAGACUUUGAUCUUUCUUGGUAUGAGCUCGAUCCCAACAUGGGAAAAAUCCAUGGCGGUUUUAUGAAAGCCCUAGGCUUGCAAAAGAACGUAGGCUGGCCAACAGAAUGCAAACAAAACGAAAUCCGGAAAGAAGCAUUAGCGUACUAUGACAUUAGAGACAAAUUGAAAGCACUCUUGAGCGAAAGUGAGAAAACAAAAUACAUAUUGACAGGCCACAGCUUGGGUGGGGCGUUGGCAAUUCUGUUUCCAGCAAUUUUGCUUUUGCAUGACGAGAAAUUUCUGCUGCAGAGAUUGGAAGGGGUUUACACAUAUGGCCAACCAAGAGUAGGAGAUGAAACAUUUGGGAAAUUCAUGGAAAAUAAGUUGGAGGAGCAUAAAAUUCGAUAUUUCAGGGUUGUCUAUGGCAAUGACAUGGUGCCAAGGCUGCCUUAUGAUGACAAGGAUCUUUUGUUCAAGCACUUUGGCACCUGCCUCUACUAUAAUAGGCACUAUCGUGGAAAGGUUGUUCCAGAAUUACCAAACAAGAACUAUUUUUCGCCGUUAUCGGCCGUGCCCAUGAUCAUAAACGCUCUGUUUGAGUUGAUAAGAAGCUUCACUAUAUGUUACUCAAAGGGACCGGAUUAUCAGGAAGGAUGGUUCCUAAGAGUGUUUAGAAUAAUAGGACUGGUGAUCCCUGGAGUUUCAGCUCAUUCAACUCAAGAUUAUGUUAACUCUACCCGUCUUGGAUCUUCCGAUGUUUUUCACCCACAAGAAGAAAUAAUUCCAUAAUUUGUAAGCGCAUGCAUACGCGCAUAUAUAUAUAUAUAUAUAUAUAUAUAUUAGUAAAACAAAUAUUAAAAUUCAGUGAUUUUAUGACAUAAUUAAUGAUUGAGGAUUUUAAAUUUUA
Theobroma umbraticum is the source of this 1561-nucleotide messenger RNA. Its product is annotated as triacylglycerol lipase OBL1-like. The record is from RefSeq and is a predicted model, not a curated record. Gene Ontology annotation, molecular function: triacylglycerol lipase activity. Gene Ontology annotation, biological process: lipid metabolic process. Lineage: Eukaryota; Viridiplantae; Streptophyta; Magnoliopsida; Malvales; Malvaceae.